AUGAAUGAGAAGAACCAGACGUGGGUCAGUGAGAUUGUUCUCUUGGGAUUUCAGAAUCUCCACAACUUCAAGGUUCCCCUGUUCUCUCUGUUCCUUCUGAUUUACAUUCUGACAGUUUGGGAGAACGUCCUCAUCAUAGUGUUGGUGUCCUUCAGCCGGAACCUCCACUCCCCCAUGUACUUCUUUCUCCAGCAGUUGUCCCUCACUGAUCUACUGGUGUCCUCAGUUAUCAUCCCCAUCCUGCUCCAAACUGUAAUUGGUGGCACAGCUACAUUGUCCCUUGUUGGAUGUAUUAAUCAAUUGUAUUUUUUUGGUGGUUCAGAAAUAUAUGACUUUCUACUCCUGGCAGUAAUGUCCUAUGACAGAUACGUGGCCAUCUGCAUCCCCCUGAGAUACACUUCUAUAAUGUCCCACAGGGUUUGUGUUACAUUAGUUCUCAUAUCAUGGCUUCUUGGCUUUGGCAUUACAGUAAUUACAGCUUUUCUAGUAGGGACACUACAGUUCUGUGACCAAAAUACCAUUAACCAUUUCUUCUGUGAUUUAUUCCCUCUGGUAGAACUUUCCUGCUCAGACACUUUCAAAGUGCAAUUAGAAGCAUUUCUUGCCUCAGUCCUGGUAACCGUUAUACCUUUUUUAGUUAUCAUUGCAUCAUAUAUGUGUAUUGCCCAUGCAAUCCUAAAGAUAGUGUCCCAUACCGGGAGGCAAAAAGCCUUCUCCACCUGCAGCUCCCACUUGGCCGUGGUCUCCAUGUUUUAUGGGACUAUAAUUUCUAUUUAUGUGGUUCCCCCCAGAAAAGAAUCCCAGACCAUAAGCAAAGUUCUCUCUCUGUUAUACACUGUAGGGACCCCAUUGGUUAACCCACUUAUUUACAGCUUGAGAAAUAAAGAUAUUAAAGAGGCUAUUAACGUUAAAUUUAACAGAAUACGCAAAUACAUUAAUAUAUACAAAUGA
Messenger RNA from Xenopus tropicalis (tropical clawed frog), 951 nucleotides. It is a transcript of the gene or1s1, whose product is annotated as olfactory receptor family 1 subfamily S member 1. The transcript has a single exon. Gene Ontology annotation, molecular function: G protein-coupled receptor activity; olfactory receptor activity. Lineage: Eukaryota; Metazoa; Chordata; Amphibia; Anura; Pipidae. Bases 1 to 951 code for a protein of 316 amino acids. The record is from RefSeq and is a predicted model, not a curated record. Gene Ontology annotation, biological process: G protein-coupled receptor signaling pathway; detection of chemical stimulus involved in sensory perception of smell; signal transduction. Gene Ontology annotation, cellular component: membrane; plasma membrane.